Molecule: messenger RNA, 1866 nt
Organism: Suillus subaureus
Lineage: Eukaryota; Fungi; Basidiomycota; Agaricomycetes; Boletales; Suillaceae
Exons: 8
Coding region: 1-1866 (621 amino acids)
Source: RefSeq, a predicted model, not a curated record
AUGUCUCACAGGCGACCUACAGAAUACGAGUGCACUGCUAACUGCACUGCUAUCAGGCUGGCGCAGUAUACUGUGGAGAUGCAUUGUAUGUGGACUUUGAAAGACUUUGCAGGUUUGCAUGCCAGUCAAACUCGUCCAAUCACAGACUGGGCAGCAGCAAAUCCAAAUCAAAGCUAUAUGAUGACACCCACUACUUAUACUAGUCACCUGAAAGCUGGAUACAUCUUCGGUGUUGGCAGAAACAUGCUUGAUAGGCUGGAAGAUGAUACAUAUGCGUAUCGGCAGAAAAUCAACCAUUACUACCCUUUCCAAGAUGAAGAUGAAUGGGAGUUAGGGAAGUUCAUGGUUGAAAACCUCACCCAGACCCAAAUGAUCAAGUUUCUGAGGCUGAAAUGGUGUAAAUAUGGAGAUUAUAUGAGCACUGAUAUGGCAUGGAAAAUCCAGGACCAUCUCCCUGUAGGACUUGAAAUGCACCUGGUCUUCCUAACUAUUGGCAACAUUGAUUCAGAUAUUUGCUCCAAAGCAACCUUGCGAGCUUGGCGGUGUAUUGCUUACAUGCCAAUUGCAAAGUUCCGCGUCCAUCCAGACUAUCAAAGCAUUCUCCAGGCGCGGUUAUGGCAUAAGUGCAUGGACCUCGUUCUCGCCAGCCUUAAGGCCACUGCAUUAGAUGGAUGUUUCAUGCCUGACCCUUCCAGAUACAUUCACUAUGUUUUUACACCCCUCAUUGCUCAUGUAUGUGACCUACCAGAGGCCUCUAUGAUUGUUGCAGUCAUGAAAAACACAUCCCCCCUGACCAUGGCGGUGCAAGGGGAUUUUGGCGAUGGGACACUUCACCCCCCUCGUACUGGGAAGCAUAUGCUACAAUGCAUUGUCGACAUCUCCCACAAAGUUGAUCCUUGGGAUCUUGACAAGUUCCAGAAGGCAGCCAAGGCUGUUAACCUGUCCAGAGUUCACAUGCUGUACUGGCAUGACUGGAUUUACACAUGUGUCACACACGUCAAGCAAAUGAUGGGUUGCGAGUACAGAGAAAUACAAUGCACUAUCUUUGUUCAUGCAAUCCAUGCCAUCGUGGAGUUCAUCUACCUUGCACAGAACUCAGUUCACUCACCUGAAACACUUCGGUCAAUGGAGCAGGCUCUUUCAGACUUUCACGUUUGCAAGGGUGCUAUUAUUGAGGCUGAAGCAAGGAAGGGGAAGAAAGGUGUCAAAGAGGAUUUUUUUAUUCCCAAACUUGAGCUAUUGCAAAGCUUUAAGGGUACUGUCCAGCGACUAGGCACUUUGAUGCAAUUCUCAGCUGAUACAACAGAAUGCUUGCUGAUCACACAUUGUAAGGAUCUUUUCUCAUGGAUGGCUCGGCAAAGCAAAGAUUUUACAGAACAGUGCGUGCAACUUCUUAACUGCCAGGAAUAUAUGGAGAUUUUUGACCUGUAUGCACUGUUGAGUUUUCAUGGGGUAUCAUUGGUCAAUGCCAUGCACGCUGAGGAGGAGGAGGUUGCAAUUACUAAUCCUGCACUCGCGUGGGUAUCCCGUGUUCUCCCUGAUGAAGUCAAGUCAGUUUGUGGUCCCCAACCAGUCCAUAACCACUUUCUCAAGGGUAUCUUCUCUGGAGAUGUGCAGACCACUUUUCAGGUCAAUAUCACUCCAGACUACAAAUCACUUGGCGAACAUACUUGCUGGGACCCCAAAUAUGGACAUUACCAGGUGUGGAACAAGUUUUGGCUCCAGCUUCACUCAGCCUUUCAGCAAUGUGUCAUCAUGCCAAGCAGGGUGGUGCAAGCAUACCCCCCAAGCAAUGAUUUCCCCCUCAGCAAUUGCGACACCAUUCUCAUUGACACCAUGGGCAUCAAUUGUUACAAACUCGGAUAG